AUGGGCUGGGUGUACAAUCUCGAAAAGCCCGAUCCACACAGUGAUUUUGGCCAAGUUAUUGCCAUAUGUCUGGUGUUCGCGAUCGCAGCCCUUCUAGCUGUUGCCCUGCGGUUCUACAUCCGAAUUCACACCAAGAGAGCAUUAUGGCUGGAUGAUUAUGCCGCUCUUUACAGUGCGCUCAUGGUCACCGGAUAUGGUGUGAGUAGUAUAUAUCAGACUCGAUGGGGUCUCGGUCUUCAUGCUGAGUACUUUCCCACGGCCAAUGUGAAGGAAUUCAGUAAGAUCCAAUAUGUUGGCGGUCCGUUAUACGCGAUGUCUUUGCUGGGGUUUAAGGUCUCGCUACUGGCGUCGUACCUUCGUAUCGGUGGAUUUGUGAAGGUGUACCGAACCAUCAUUAUCGUUGCGAUCGUGGCCGUGGCGAUCAACCAAGUCAUCUUCACCUUCCUCUUUAUCUUCCCGUGCAAACCGGUAUGGAAUCAAGACCACACCUACCAUCUAGGGUUCGACAUCAUCAUCAUCGCCCUCCCUCUCCCCGUCCUCUGGAACCUGCAACUCGGAAAACGACAAAAGGUCGCUCUCUGCUGCGUAUUCGCCCUCGGGUUCUUCGUAACAAUCAUCCAAAUAAUCCGCAUCUUCACCAUCGCACGACUCAAGACCUACACGGAUAGUAAACCGGUCAUUUUAUGGUCCAUCAUCGAGACCAGCUUAGCAGUAAUAAUAGCCUGCGUCCCAACCUACGGCCCUUACUUCCGCGUCUUCGUCUCCAACAUCAGUUCCUACCGCCGCCGCCCAACCGGACAAGACUACCCCCUCACCUCAGGAAACCGUCAAACACGAGCCUCCAGUCGGAAACUGGCUCUCAGCAACCUUGGCCGCGACGAUGCCAGGUUCGAUAUCCCCCGAAGCCCCCGGCCAUACGAUAAUAGCACGCCGCACACAACGACGAUAUCAUCAUCGAAAGUGACAGCAGAUAAUGACUCGGAAGAACAUAUCCUGGGAAAUACCAAUCAGGGCAUGUUUGCCAGUGUCGGGGACCCGGAGAGGGGCAUUCAUAAAGUUAUGGAGGUUACGGUUGAGAGGCAUUAGCCAGUCGGCAUUGGACCGAGUUAUAUUACGUAUGUAUGUUUAUUUUGAGGGUGGAAUCUUGGCGGGAGUAAUUGGGUUGCUUUUGGGAGGGUUUGGGAUGGGUUAAUGAUUGUAUAUUAUUCUUUUUCGUUUCUUAGAGGGUGGAAUAGACCUUUCCUGUAUAUAGAGAGUAUUCGAGGUGGCAUGGGUGUUUCGAUACCGAUCGAUCAACAACUAAUCCCAAGGGCGAGCGUUCCGGAGACCCAUCUGGGAAUUGGCUUUCGCUUAUAGAUCCUGAAUCAUGACUUUGAACUAUCAAGCGAACUCGAUGUUGAGCCCCUUUAUAGCUAGCUCCCCACAGAGGCAAACCUAGCACAGCAUUGUGGCAAAAGCAGCACGACCACCCACAUCACCAUCACAAUCAUCA
Aspergillus pseudotamarii is the source of this 1492-nucleotide messenger RNA. Its product is annotated as putative integral membrane protein (Pth11). Lineage: Eukaryota; Fungi; Ascomycota; Eurotiomycetes; Eurotiales; Aspergillaceae. The record is from RefSeq and is a predicted model, not a curated record. Bases 1 to 1086 code for a protein of 361 amino acids. The transcript has 6 exons.